AGUCAACGACGUGGAAUCAUCCAGCAACCAAAGUGGAAAGGUGUAUGAAGAUGUUUAUGGAGGUUCGAUCGAGGAGUUUUGAAGAACGAUCGAGCAAAAGUAAAAAAUGGUUCGAGGAGUUAGAAAUUAAGCUACGGAAUGGUGAUGGUCGAACAUGGAGGAUUUCCAAAGUCAGCAACUUAAGUAAGACUUAAUCUCAAUCAUCAAGUUGAGAUAGGAGAAGACAUUUGGUCGAGUCAGAAUCAAGUUUGUUCGAGAGCGUAAGGAAGCAGUCGAAAAGCAGUACCGGAGAUAGUUUACAUCAGAGGUUCGGUAGCAGCAUGAAGACAAAGGUGAUCAACAUAAAUCAAGGAUUUAAGGAGUCAACCUAGAAACCUUAUUUAAGGUAUUUGAAGGCAUAUUAGAGAGUCUAGCCAAGACAUAACCAAGAUGAUCCGGAGAAAAGCAGUUUUGGUCGAUAUGGUCAAAAUGAGCUGGAGGAGAGCUAAGGAAGCCAAAUGAAGAUGUGCAAAGAUGAGAAAGGAGUUCAAAGGGAUGUUUUGAAAGUGGUCAACUCAGAAGUCAAAGUCAACCAAAGUCAAAGGAGAGAGAAAGUACCUUAUUGGUCCAUUUACCACUUCCGAGCAACCAAUAGGAGCAUGCCACGUGUAGGAGACAAAAUUCCUUCAAACCUGGACAAGGUGUGGAAUAAAUCAAGGGAUUUUUGAGUGAAGAAAUCAUGGACAAAAGACAUCUAGAGAGCAAGGAAUCAUGAAGACACAUUUUAUACCCGAAAUGGGCUAUAAAUGGCAAAGAAGACAUGGGCUGGAGAAAUGAGUUUCUACCUCAAAACCUCGACAUCUAAGGUUCAUUUAGGACCCAAAUGAAGUAAUGGAGCAGGAUGGAACAAUCACUUGAAGCCUGGAGUAAGUGGAGCAGUCCAUUAACCAAAAGUGGUAAAAAAGCCCUUCAUGAAGAAAAAAUAUUUGGAGUGGAAUCACGUCAGGCACGAAGGAGAUCAUGCAUUGGUCAAUUCAGAACCUCAUGGAGUCUACAGGAAUAAUGGGCAACAAACCUAAGGAGUAGGUUUACCAUGUGUUUUGUAAAUAGCUCAUUUAAGCCUUAAAAAUGGGUUAUGUGGCAAAGUAACUUGCCGAUUAAGUUUGGAGCUGAGAUUUGGUACACUUGAACUUCAAGGUAAAGUAAGUGACCUUCAAGAAGCUCAUAAGAAAAAGAGUAGAUUAAUUGUAUUUAUCCACAUGCAUGAAUUUCAUGUUUAAAUUGGUGACAAGUGUGUGAACAUGUGUCAAGGGCUCCCAUCCCUCCCUUUGGAUAUAAAUAGAACCCUUAGGAUGUGUUUUUGAUGUUUAGAAACCCCUGAGCUUUCUCUCUCAGUCGAUCUUAUGGUUUGUUCUAGAGAGAGAAAAUGGCUUAAAACCGAUACAAUUUUUGAGUAUGUGAGGUGAGUGUGGAAGGCUUUUGCGUGGCUUGAUCCUUGCUCUAGGAUCGGUUGUGGAGUGCUAGGAGUGGUGGUAAGACCUUAGUUGAUCGUUUGUAACCUUAGGGGAUUGGGCGUUUGCGGGGUGCGGAGGACGAGGCCAGGCGUAGAUUUCCGUUGUUGUUUGCAAGGCGCAAGAUGUUGAUGUUUUCACUCGUUUUCUUAUUCAUGGUUUUUGGUGCAGGCAGUCGACAGGUUGGGAGUAGAUCGAGGAUGAGGAAUGUGGUACGGUUACGGAGGGUUGGACAAGUGUCUGGAGCAGCCGGUUAUGAUGGAUCAAGUGAGUCAAGCUCAUCCAGCGAGUCAGCAUCUGAUUCUAACUUUGAAGAUGAGAAUGUGGUCGAGAGCACCGAGAGUUCACAUGAGACUGGGUCAUCUGAAUUUGAAGAAGCUGAAGUACUUGAAGAAGUUGAAGAAGAAUCUGAUCACCUGGAAGGCAUGAACUUUUUCGCAGGAACGGGAGCAAUUCCGCAAGCAUCCAACUCAUUCAACUACCAGUAUGGUUAUGGCAAUGAGUAUUGGGAAGCAAUGGACAUCAGCUCGUCCGACCUGGAGAUCAUUAAACCACCAGCGCCAGAAGUUAUUGAGAUCUCAUCAGACAGCACAGUUGCCGUCAACAUCAUUGACAUCAGUUCUCGUGAAAGCAGUCUGUGGAUUUCGAUGCCAGCUUGGAGUCCAGCAUUUUCACUUGGAGGAUCUCUUGAUUACAGUUUGGAGAGCAUCGGACAAUCUUUUGAUCCAUACAAUGAGUAUCACUACUCACCAAUGCCAAUGGAGUCACCGCCAGCAAAUCCUAAAGUCGGAACUGGAGCAAGGGAAGUAGACAUGGAAGUUCAACCAGAGAUCGUAAGAGAUGUUCAGAUGAUGGAGAGUACUCAGAAUGGAAGGACUAGACCAAAUGGAGCUCUAGGUGGACAAGUGGAAAAAGGGAGUACCAGUAGAAGACCAGCAUCAAAUGUUCAAGACUCUCGCAACAUUCCAACCGAAGAAGAAUGCAAUGUGUGUGGAGCGGAUGAUCAUCAUACUCGGGCUUGCACAAGGAUUAGGAGUCAGCCAGACUUGAGCGCAUAUAUGAUUUGCAGCUCAUGUGAGACGCGUGGACACUUCAUCGCAGAUUGUCCAAUGACCAACGUGACCAGAGCCGUACCCAUCUCUGUUGUUCCUCCUACCAGCCUGCUCGAUCAGCCUCAUCUACAACAGGAGGAUCAAACCUUAGAGACCUUGACCUUACUAGGAGUCCUGAUUGGGGUUCUCGUGGCGGCUAAGGUAAGUGGGUGCUGAUCCUUUCUCUUGGGUGUUGUAGCUGUAGUUGUUGCUCUGCUUUGCUUUCCUUUGCUUUGCUUGCUUGUUUAGUUUUGUGUUGUUGAGCGUUGCGUGUGCAACCUUGUUGUGUUGUGGACGGUGUGUCCUUGUAGCAAGUGUGGUUAAUGAGUAACCCUUGCUAGGUUGUGGUAGUUAGGUUUAGUUUCUUUUAGAAGCCUUGUUAGUUUAGGAUAUAGUGAACCCUAGGAUUUAGGAACCGAUCCCUAUUUAUAGCCAUAAGUUGAGAUGUGUCGUGAGUGUUGAUGGUGUCGGAAGGACAUGAGCCUUGACAUAUUGUUACCAAAAGAUUCGUGCAUGUGUGGGAAGAUCUGGAAUCAGAGGCAAUCGUGGUAUAGAUCGGCAACGAGUGUGCAACGGUUCAGAGUCGUCAAUGUGAAGGUUUAGAGUCGUCAGCGUAUGUUCAAGAGUCGUCGAGCAGUGUGGGGAUUCAAGAGGAGCGAUGGUGUGAUCUUUCUCCCAAGAAGGAUUUUCGUGCAAUCCGUGCAUGGUCAUGUGUGCAAGACCAGAGCAAUCAGUGAUCGAGCUAGUGAAGAAGCAACGAAGGCAGUAACUGAAGCGUUAAGACCAGAGUGUAUGAUGUUUGAAAUGGUGAUGUCAUGAAGAGAUGAAGUUAAUAAAAAGCCCAUAAGCCGAAGAAUCAGAGAAGAGAUGUCAAGAGGAAGACCAAACCAAGAAGAUGUCGUGGUGAAGCCCAAACAGUGUAAAGCCAAGAAGAAAGAUUGUGAUGAGAGUAGAAGAUGAAGCCUAGUCAAGUCUAAGACCAGAAGAAGACGAGAAGAGUUGAAGGAGAAAGCCCAGACGAAGAAGAGACGGAAUGUUGAAGAUCAAGAUGGAGUUGUUUCCUAAGGAGGGGAGACAAGAGUAAAGCAGUUGAGUUGAUCGUACCAGAACAGGCAGUCAUGAUAUGAGUAAAUGGUGGUAGAAGAAUUUAUUUAUAUCAAAUGGUGGUAGAAGAUUUUUGAAUCAAAUGGUGGAAUCAGAUGGUGGCAUCAGGUCAAAUGGUAGCGGAGUUUAGACCUACAUGGAGGAGUAUCAAACAGUAGCAGCCGGAUUACAAAGGAAGAAGAAGAUAGUGAGAUCAGAUAGUGGCAUCAACGACAUAAAGUCAAGGAGCAGAUCGAGGAAGCUGAAGCAG
Brassica napus (rape) is the source of this 3935-nucleotide messenger RNA. RefSeq lists its product as uncharacterized. Gene Ontology annotation, molecular function: zinc ion binding; nucleic acid binding. The record is from RefSeq and is a predicted model, not a curated record. Lineage: Eukaryota; Viridiplantae; Streptophyta; Magnoliopsida; Brassicales; Brassicaceae. The transcript is spliced from 3 exons. The coding region runs from base 1616 to 2758 and encodes 380 amino acids.